GAAUCGCACAUCUAUUUACGAUUUAAACGCUUUGACAGCAUUAGAACAUUAUAUGCAAAAAACAUUGUCCGACAUAACAAUUAAACAUACACCAACAAAAGUAGUAUUUCAGCAAUAUUAUUAUACUAAUGCAAUACAAGCACAACGACGUGGACUCGAAGAUACUGCUAAUGGAUCCACGAAAGAAGAUAAUGAAAUAUUUACUCCCACAGCACUAAAUAAACUUAAAGAACGUUUAUCUAAAUUAUACAACAAAGAAGUCGAAUUUACUUUAAUUAAACAACAUUAUCCAUACCUUAAUAGCAAGAUAUUGGCCCAAUACAUCGCUUUAAACGCAUCGC
This is a messenger RNA of Racocetra fulgida, 341 nucleotides long. NCBI's taxonomy places the organism in Eukaryota, Fungi, Glomeromycota, Glomeromycetes, Diversisporales, Gigasporaceae. The record is from the annotation of a GenBank genome assembly.